UGAUGUUAUCUGUCACAUAUUAUCGUCUGACUGACAUCAUUGUAUCCCCUAGUCUAUAAUACAUUACCGAAAAUGUUGGGUGGGGUCCUUGAACGACGAGCCACUUCUAAAUGACCCUGUCAAUUUCCGGUCAUGGCUUCAGAGUUUUUGUCCGUAGCGGCAUUUCUUUCGCUGUUCUGGGGACUACUGUUCAGUCUAAAUUUCUUCAUAAAGCGGUCGAAUCUCAGAACUAAAUACGAGCGAUUCUUGGCCAUAUUUGGAAUAACCGUUGCCUUGGGACACGUGAAGAUUUUCACUACAAGCCUGAACAGAUUUUUUGCCAGAUGUUCUAAGUGUUGUCCCAGGUGGCAGCGGAAAUGGUUCUGUGUCGGUGCCAUAUUUGGACUAGUAGCAAUGGUCUCAUCAGUAGUGAUUUUGAUACUGUCCUUAUGGAAUACGUUCACAAUUGAGAGAGAUAAAAAACAACAAGAGCCGCACCAAAAACUGACUAUGGUAGUUCCUGGACUGAACCUUCCAAGUUCGCAAAUAGUAUACAUGGUGUUGGCUCUGUUGCUGAGUGCCGUGUUACAUGAGGCAGGCCAUGCAGUCUGUGCAAUAGGCGAAGGUGUCAAACUCAAUGGGUUCGGACUGUUUCUCAUGCUCGUAUAUCCAGGGGCAUUCGUGGACCUGGACACAGAAUCCCUGCUGAAUAAACAGCCAGUGCAGCAACUCAGGAUAUACUGUGCUGGUGUAUGGCACAAUUUCGUAAUCCUUGCAAUCACCUACAUGCUAAUGACAUACCUACCCGCCAUUCUGUCUCCCCUGUACAUCAGUGGCCAAGGAGUCAUGGUCCGUAAUGUAGAUCCCAACUCACCUCUUUACAGUCCAGUUUCAUUCCCAGUGGGAACCGUGGUUACGGAUAUCAACAGGUGUCCAGUGACUGACUCGGUUUCAUUCUGGUCUUGCAUACAUUCCGUGUACUCGGAGGACCCGAAUGGAUUUUGUGUGGAUCUAUCUGUCAUAGAAGAUACGAAAAGGCCUGAACAAAUGGUCAAAUAUGCGGACACAACUGUCCCGGUGGAGUGCUGUUCACCUGACAACACAGGGGAUCUGUGUUUCCACUUCGAUACCCCCACCUGGUCUAUGUCUGCCGAGGAACUCAUCUUCUCUCCCCCCGAGAAGAGACAUAAGAAUAAUUUCAGAUGCCUCAAUGCACGCAAGGUGGUGGAAAACCCAGAGUGCACUGACAACAGGGACUGCUACUUAUUCUAUGGCGAAUACUCCCGAUGUCUGUUACCUUCACAAGCCAAUCAGUCUCGGCUCCUCAGAGUGUCUCAUUCGGAAGGCGACGAGCUUCUCUACAUUGGAGACAUGUUUGUUUUCUCGUAUGCGCUUGCAUUAGGAAACUUCGUCCCUGUUCUGCCGAUGCUACCUCAAACACUGCCGGAUAUGAUCUUGAAUCUUCUCAAUUAUCUAUCCUCAUUUUCAGCUGCACUGGCGCUUCUAAACGCUGUUCCAUGUUACACUCUUGACGGCCAGUGGAUAUUCUCAGCUAUGAUGGAAUUUAUUGCAAUUGUUUUCAAAAUAGACCCUUCCGAUAAGGAGAGCAUCAAAGUGGUCGUGCUAUCCUUUGGAACUCUUCUCUUAGUUGCGAAUGUUUGCGUCGCUUUUAAUAAUUCUAUUUUGCACCUUGGUGGUUAGAGAGUCCUUUUUGGCUCGAGUCUGUUUUUCACUAUUUCUGUGCUUUCUUUAUAUAUCAUUUGUUAGAACACUUAUAGGGUAUUCUUUUAAUUUUAUAGUUCAGUAUCCGCUUUUACAGUACUGAGUAUCAGAAAUAUAUUAUCU
Symsagittifera roscoffensis is the source of this 1824-nucleotide messenger RNA. Its product is annotated as membrane-bound transcription factor site-2 protease-like. NCBI's taxonomy places the organism in Eukaryota, Metazoa, Xenacoelomorpha, Acoela, Convolutidae. Gene Ontology annotation, cellular component: membrane; cytoplasm. The record is from RefSeq and is a predicted model, not a curated record. Bases 133 to 1680 code for a protein of 515 amino acids. The transcript has 7 exons. Gene Ontology annotation, biological process: regulation of response to endoplasmic reticulum stress; membrane protein intracellular domain proteolysis. Gene Ontology annotation, molecular function: metalloendopeptidase activity.